Molecule: messenger RNA, 1631 nt
Organism: Diospyros lotus (date-plum)
Lineage: Eukaryota; Viridiplantae; Streptophyta; Magnoliopsida; Ericales; Ebenaceae
Exons: 3
Coding region: 39-1265 (408 amino acids)
Molecular function (GO): protein binding
Source: RefSeq, a predicted model, not a curated record
CAUUCAAAACCUUGGGUGGAAUCCCCAGCAUUCAGGUCAUGUCGAGGGUAUAUAAGACAUUUCGCCCUCCGUUCGAUCUAUCACUAUUCACAGACAAUGUGUCAACCCGUACACUUGGUGGAAUGCGAGCACAGUCCCGGUACGUGGCAUGGCAGGCCUCCGCUUUCGUUUGUCCAUGCCACGUGGGAGAAGCUUCCAGCCGAAGCUCACUGCACCUGAUCACCUUUCCUCACCCCCGCCGUCUCCACCGCGACCGUGACUACCACGUGACCCGCCACACGUGUCAAUCAACCAUAUGCGGUCCCCUUCACUUCACGUCGUUACCCAUUCCAACAGUGACCUUCCCCCUUGAUAUAUACAACAGCGAUCCCGACCCUCUCUACUUCCAGAGCCCGAGUGGGGUUGGAUUCUUCAGUUCAAUUCGGACAACCAUGAAAGCCUCUUUGCUUCCGCGAACCGCUUCGAUCCCCAUCCAGCACUAUUGCUUUGCCACCGGUUCACCCAAGGUCUCUCUCUCUGUUCACGAUUCCACCUCCAAGAGCGGCGGGCCAGCAGCAAGGAUUGCUCUGCAUGCUGAGAAUACUCGAGUGGCGGAUUCGACGAGGGGCAUACGGCGGGCCUCAUCCGAGUCGGACAUAAUCAGAUCCGAGAGUAAGGUUGCCGGCGUCGGAUCGCGGUCUUUUUCGUCGAUAAUUCUGGAGGAAGAGUAUGUCUCCGAAGCGGAUGAGGGAUUCGGUCGUGUACAAUCCUUGAUAUUGGAGGGCGAAGGUCUCGAUCGGAAUAAUUACAUUGGAAAUUGGCCGGAGAGUGGGAUUCCCGCCGGCGGCGGCGGAGGAGGAGACGGUUGGUCCGGAGGCAGUUUCAACGAUGGGAGCUCCGACCGGAACCAGAUCCCAACGUAUUACGAGGAGAUGUUGAAGUCAGACCCUACCAACUCACUUCUGCUCAGAAACUACGGGACGUUCCUCUACGAGGUGGAAGGAGACUCGGUUAAAGCGGAAGAGUGUUACGGGAGAGCAAUAUUGGCGAGUCCAGACGACGGAGAGGUGUUGUCUUUGUACGGGAAGCUGAUAUGGGAGACUCAGGGAGACAAGGAGAGAGCCCAGUCGUACUAUGACCGUGCGAUUACUGCUUCUCCAGACGACUGUACUGUAUUGGGAUCGUACGCUCGCUUUCUGUGGGAGGCAGAGGAUGAAGAGGAAGACGACGGCGGGAUCCAGAGAGAAAACGAGCCGUGGGCAGCCAUAUCUGGUGCGCUGUCUUAGAAAUUUGAGAUCAUUUUCAUGUCUGGGGGUUAAACUCUGACAGUCCUUCGACCCUAACAGAAUAAUCAAAUGUGAUUAUCAGUUGAAGAAAGCCUGUUUUAUUAUCGUUAAUGGUCUCUCGCUAACAUAACAUGAAGCAAUUUCAAUAACAGUAUCAAGAGUACAAGCGGAAUAACGUGAAUUUUAGUCCUCCAGGAAGGGAAGGAUUCUUCUUGAAGAUGAGAGGGGGAGGAGGAGGAGGAGAGAGGUCUUGAUUUGUUUUGCUUUGGAUCUUGUUUUCCUGUGGUAGUUUGUAGUUAAUUUGUACAGUGUAAUAGCCUCCAUCGUUCCAUAUGUCUAAUCUGAAUAAUAAUAUACUUUGCAUCA